Ictalurus furcatus (blue catfish) is the source of this 4657-nucleotide messenger RNA. RefSeq names its product solute carrier family 25 member 53-like. The record is from RefSeq and is a predicted model, not a curated record. Lineage: Eukaryota; Metazoa; Chordata; Actinopteri; Siluriformes; Ictaluridae. The coding region runs from base 3367 to 4314 and encodes 315 amino acids. The transcript has a single exon.
UUCUCGCUCCUCCUCCUGAAAUGUACUGCAUUUUAACUUAAUGUAGCGAAUCAGCUCUACUGUGAUUUACUCCGAUUUACUGUGGACAAACACACGCACGCACGCGCACACGCACACAACUGUGUAUUUUUCUUUUUUUAAUUAAACAGAAAAUCAGCUGGAAGCUGAUGGGAGACUGAGGAGAUGUAACAUCAGAAUUCUGAGGGUGGCGGAAGCUAAUGGAUCCAGCUCUACAACAUCAGUCUCGGAACUACUGAGAGAAAUAUUACAGCUGGAUAGAGAUGUGCUUGUGGACCGCUCUCAUAGAAGGCUGGGUCCUGUGAGGAAGGAUGGGAAACCACGCGCCAUCAUAGCCAAACUCCACUACUACCAGGACUGCGUUGAGGUACUGAGCCGGGCGCGCUCUCGAACGCCGCUCCCGCGUAACGGUGAGACGAUUGCUAUCUUUCCGGAUUAUACCGCAAGUGUCGCUAAGGCCAGGGCGGCCUUCAAUGAGGUCAGGAAGUUGCUCCGUAACCGGCAGGGAGUUCGGUAUGGCAUCCUGUUUCCAGCCCGUCUCUGUAUUACGUUCAACGGAGAGGAAAAGGAGUUCAUAUGUACAAGCAAAGCCAUGAGCUACGUCAGGAAGAAUAUCAUUACUACUGUAGAGGGCUGAGUGAGUAACAUUGCCCUGGCUAAUUCAUCGUCUCUGAACUUUGACUGGAUGAUAACUGUUUGAUCAGACUUUUACUGUAAUAAGGAGGAUGAUCGUCACCGCUGUCUUAUUUUCUGUUAUAUACGCUAUGAUAGGGUGUAUGCUUCUACACUACCUUUUUUUUUUUUUUUUUUAAGUUUACUUUUCAUACCAGGGGUUCGGUGGGAGCUUGAGCAGUAGGCUCUAUAGAGUUCCUCCACACAAGCACUGAAUGUGCGGAUUUGUUUCGGGUGGGUACGGUGAGCGCCAUGUUCCUGCUGGUGCUGCGGGGGGUGUGGGGGGGUGUGGGGUUGGGGUUGGGGUUACGGGGAGGGUGUGCCAGACUUUGUUGUUUAGUUUGUUUAAUUUGCCAGACAUCUGUGUUGUGGUCUAUCUGCUGUCAUUCUAGGUUCCCUGUAGGGCUCAGAUACCUGACCUUUUUUUUUCUCUUGUAAUGACUGACUUCAGUAUUCCCCGAGGGCAGGAUGGUAGUAUGGUUAAUUUCGUGAGCUGGAACGUUAAGGCACUUAAUCAUCCUUUAAAGUGAAAGAAGGUAUUUACACAUCUGAAACGGCUUAAUAUAAAUAUUGCAUUUCUUCAGGAGACACAUCUACGGUCAUCAGACCAUUCUGGACUGGGAGGGGAGUGGUCAGGACAGAUAUUUCAUUCAAAUUUCCAUUCGAAGGCUAGGGGGGCAGCUAUAUUAAUUGAUAGAAAUACACCAUUUACGAUGACGAGUGUGGAAGCUGACCCCGCUGGGCGCUAUGUUAUUGUCAUAGGGCAAAUUUAUACUUUUCCGGUAUAUUUUGGCCAUUUCAGAGCUGAAAUGGGCUUCAUGUUCACUGACUUGAACUGUAGUGAGUGACAGGGUCAAAUCUGUCUGUGACUUGCUUGCCAAGCGUGAUGAAAAACUAUAGCUGGGACACCAACUACAGCCUACAAAACAGUCAACAACAACAAAAAAAGAUUUCAGUUAAACAGAAAGCUUAUUUGGAAGGUUAUUUGGAAGUUGUCUGACAGGACUGGCCUAAUCUUAGCCUUAUAUUGGGCUUAACAAUUACACAGUGUAUGCUAAUUUACACCACAAACCCAAUUUGCUAGAAAACUAGGCUAUUAAGAAAACCACUCCUGAUUGAAUAAAAACAGGAUUAAAAAAAAAAGGAUAAAAAUGCGAAGACAGGGGAAAUAUUUACCAAAAAUAAAUAAAUAAACAAAAUAAAAAUAUUUUAUGAUGGUUUUGGAGUCACACACUUAUCUGCUGUGUUGUUAGGGGGGGGUGUGCAACCAUACAGCCUCAGGAGCAUAGUAUAACGGAAAUAUAGGCUACGUGCUCGGUUUACGGUAAGCGACGGUUCAUUUAUUUUGAAUUUUUUAUUAUUAUUAUUAUUAUUAUUAUUAUUAUUAUUAUUAUUAUUAUUAUUAUUAUUUUGUAAUCUGUUGACGGUGAUGUAAUUUUUUUUUUUAACAACCCUUAUAAGGAAAUCGAAAGUAGUGAUGCUGAAUCAGUGCACGCGAUCAGAGGAAGACGGCGGAAAUCUAUAGGUGCACCCUUUUAUUUCCUCCGGUGGAUAAAAUCCGAACGACCAUCCACCCUUUCAUCUCAUCCAUCACCCACCUUUCCAUCAUCCAUCCUUCCAUCAUCCACCCAGUUGUCCGUUGUUUCAAGGUAGGAAUAUUAUGAAAUAAUAUUCAGUAUAUUUCUAUUCUUCCAUAUGCAAAUAAAUAAUAAUAACAAUAAUCACUGAACCGCUUACAGUUUCUCCUGCACACAUUAUGAUACUCGAGUAGAAAUAAAAACCCCGUUAUAUUGCGUUUUAUCACGUAAAAUUACUUUUUUAUCAUUAUUAUUAUUAUUAUUAUUAUUAUUAUUAUUAUUAUUAUUAUUUAUUCUUUUUUUUUUUUUGCACAGACACUGCAGCAACUGUGAUUCAUUCACAUAUCUAAUCCAGAAGUCCUUGUUGAGGCACUGUCUUUUGACUCCUCAAAUAAGAAUAUGUACAGUGUCCUCCACUAAUAUUAGCACCCUUGGUAAAUAUGAAAGCUGUGAAAAUUUGUCUUUAUACUAACCCUAAGGUUAGAAUAGCUUUUGAGUUUUUGUUUAAAAAAAUAAAUAAAUCACAAAGCAUGUUCGGCUCACACCUCCAGGGUCGGGGGUUCGAUUCCCACCGGGGCCCUGUGUGUGCGGAGUUUGCAUGUUCUCCCCGUGCUGCGGGGGUUUCCUCCGGGUACUCCGGUUUCCUCCCCCAGUCCAAAGACAUGCAUGGUAGGUUGAUUGGCAUGUCUAAAGUGUCCGUAGUGUAUGAAUGGGUGUGUGAGUGUGUAUGUGAUUGUGCCCUGCGAUGGAUUGGCACCCUGUCCAGGGUGUACCCCGCCUUGUGCCCGAUGCUCCCUGGGAUAGGCUCCAGGUUUCCCCGUGACCCUUAUAAGGAUAAGCGGUAUAGAAGAUGGAUGGAUGGAUGGAUGGAUGGUUGACAUGCACUGACAUCUGUAGGGGUUCCAAAUCAUGUUCAGUCAGCUGAAUUGACCACAGAUAAACCUUAAUCAACGUGUAGAAACAUUUUUUUUUGUACAUAACUUUGUGAAAACCUGAAAAGCAAGACAGGAAAUAAGGGGGGGAUGCUGGGAUCUGAAGAUUAAAUGUUUUAUUAAAUAAAGCAAAUAAAGCUAAAUGUUAACCUAUACAUGAUAUAACGAUGGUUUUAAAACUUAUUUCAUCUCGUGUUUUUUUUUCUUCUGCCCCAGCAACGUGCUAUUCACCAAAGAGAGAAAUGAAGCAAAAUCUUGCAGACAGCAGUGGAAAGCAUGAUGUCUCUGAGCCAGGUAUUUCUUUCCAAAGUUAUAUGCAUGGUGGGAUGUCCAGCCUGACCUGCACCGUCAUCACUUUCCCCGUGUACAAAACUGUGUUUCGCCAGCAGUUGCACAGCACACUGAUCCGUGAGGCUGUGGUGCAGCUAUAUGAGGAAGGGCUACUGAAACUUUACCGUGGAGUUGUGCCACCCUUGCUGAUGAAGACUCUUCAGGGAACCAUUUUGUUUGGCUUCCAGAACACUCUCCUGCAGAAGCUAUCCCCACGGGCUGAAUCAUAUUUUCCCAGGGCAAUGCUUCCCGCCCUGGCCGGGCUCGGGACAGGGUUAGUGGAGUGUUUGUUUUUUACCCCCUUCGAGCGCGUACAGAGUAUCUUACAAAACAGUGGCAACGACCGCAACCUUCCCACUCUCAGCAAAAUUGUGGGCCGGAUGAGGUCUGAAACGUUAGCGAAUGGAUGGUACAGAGCUUUUUUACCUACUCUUACUCGUAACGCAUUAGGGAGCAGUCUUUACUUUGGCCUGAAGGAUCCGCUGUCCAGAUUGUUACAUGAGCAAGAUUGUCCCCCCGUAGCCUCAUCUUUUGUCUCAGGGAUGGUCAGUUCCUUUGUGAUCAGCUUGCCCUUGUAUCCACUGUCAGUGUUGGUGGCCAACAUGCAAGCCCAGGUCGGUGGAGACAACUUGGGGGUGAGGGCCAGCUGGCAUCAGCUGUGGCAGAAACGACAGCGAAGUCUGGUAUUGCUGUACCGUGGAGGAUCGCUGGUCAUCCUGCGCUCCUGCAUCUCCUGGGGCAUCACCACUGCCAUAUACGACCAGCUGACAAAACGCUCAGGCUGAGGAACACUAUCAGCACUUCUCCUCUGGAAGGUGGAUAUAUCGCAUCUGUGAAAAGAUUUAUUUAACCACUAAAACCAUUCCUGGCAGCAUUUUCUCUUUUUUUUUUCCGAAAGUGUCAUUGCUAACGAUAGCUGAAUUCUACUCUUAAAUGAGUAACAGAGCUGAUUGUUAGCAUAGAAUUUGCAAAUACUCAACACGUGUUGAACUAGCAUCCAUACUAAGGACAUUAAGGACAUCCCAAUGAUUAACUUAAAGUGUAUUUUUUAUUAUUAUUUUUAUUAAUCAUUCACUUUCACUUUGUAAUUUGAGUAACAGAGUUGCACCUUCAAAGUGACCUUGCCAG